This is a messenger RNA of Dibothriocephalus latus, 1596 nucleotides long. Lineage: Eukaryota; Metazoa; Platyhelminthes; Cestoda; Diphyllobothriidea; Diphyllobothriidae. The record is from the annotation of a GenBank genome assembly.
AUGGCCAAGAAUUCCAAGUUCUGUGAAUUUGCUUUCUUUAUCUUUAACCAGACGGACUCACACUCCAGGGCUAGAAUUAGUGGCGCUACACUUAAAUUCCUGCUGACGAGCAGCUUCGUCGAAAUGCUUGAUUUUUUUGUCGUCUUAUCCCGGGGCGGGAUCGUGCUAUGGUACAUAAACAAUACCAAAGAAAUUGUAAGAACUUCUAUAAAUACGUUUCUGAGGUCCCUUAUCUUGAAGGCAGGAUAUCAAAAAGUCUUACAACUAAGUUAUGUCGACAAAUUCCUCACAUCAAUAGCACUAAAAUUUCGAGAUAGAUACAAAAACGAACUUUUGGAAAAGAAUUACUAUGGAUAUUUUGAAGACUUUGGGUCGUCUUUUGAUACCAUCCUCAAGACGGUUGAGAGUGAGUCGCGUGCGCAACAAAAGGCUCCAAGGCAAAUGCGGUCUUUUGCUAGUUCCGAAAAGUCAAAAAAGACUGUUGCAUCGAUGAUAAUUAAUAAAGACGAGCCCGUGGUUGUCCCUGCAACCGAAAAGAAGCCCGAAAUAAGCAAAUCCAAACCGUCUAUCGACCAACUGAAGUCGGAUUUGGGCAUAGACCCACCUCUUAAGAAGCCAGACCGUGCUUCACCGAGGGCAACCGUUGCUGCGAAAAUGACAAAGAUAAGCAAAAAGGCCAAGGAAAAAUCAAGUCCCACUGAGUCUCCGUCUUCUGCAAAACCUGGGAAGCGUGUAAAAGAGUUGAGGCGUUGGGACAAUACGGCUACCGGAGCCGAAGCAGCUGCUCUUGAUUACAGCGCCACAAAAGCGAAUGGGAAUUCUACGGCCUCUGGAAAUGGCGCCUCUGCUGACAAUGGAAAUAUGCCUGCAGGACUCGCACUUUCAGCCAGUGAGGCAAAGAACUUGGCUAGUCUUCGUGGCACCCUGCAAGAAGGUUUCGACGAACUUGAAAAUGCCUCAUCUGCGUCCUCCGGUAACUUCAUGUCAAGCCUGCUACGUGGUCUCAAAAACACUGCUUCGGGUCGUGCUCUGACACUCGGGGACAUUACACCGACGUUAGACCAUCUACGGGAUCAUUUGGUGCACAAGAACGUCGCUUUCGAGAUCGCCAACAGACUCUGUGAAAGUAUAUCUGAACGUCUGGUGGGCGUCCAGUUAGGCCGUUUUGAGCGUGUAAGCACUCGAGUGCGUACAGCCUUGGAGGAGGCAUGCACUCGUCUCCUUGCUUCCGGGCGUCGCGUGGAUGUUCUCCGUGAUGCUCUUGAUGCGCGAGCUUCCGGGAAACCCUAUGUCAUCGUCUUUUGCGGUGUCAAUGGGGUUGGAAAGUCUACCAAUCUUGCCAAAAUUGCAUUUUGGUUAAUUGAGAAAGACCUCAAGGUGCUGAUUGCUGCCUGUGAUACAUUCCGUUCUGGCGCUGUGGAGCAGCUCAGGACUCACGUGCAUAAACUCAACUACAUCCAUCCUCCAGAGCAACACGAGGGUGAGACCAUGGUCGAGCUUUUUGAGAAGGGCUAUGGCAAGGAUGCCGCGUCCAUCGCCAUGUCCGCGAUUGCCUAUGGUGAGUGGCGGCAGGUCAUUUUCGUGGAAAUAUCCUAG